Molecule: messenger RNA, 3198 nt
Organism: Cladophialophora yegresii CBS 114405
Lineage: Eukaryota; Fungi; Ascomycota; Eurotiomycetes; Chaetothyriales; Herpotrichiellaceae
Exons: 2
Coding region: 1-3198 (1065 amino acids)
Biological process (GO): regulation of DNA-templated transcription
Molecular function (GO): zinc ion binding; DNA-binding transcription factor activity, RNA polymerase II-specific
Source: RefSeq, a predicted model, not a curated record
AUGGAUGAAGUUGGUGACGUGGAUAUCAAGCACGAGCGGUCCAAUCUGUACGGCCACCCACCGCCAAACCACAUCCACCGUAUGCCGCCAGCCGAGACCCCUACGUCGUACAGUUAUCCUCCUCCACCAGGCGCAGGUAUGCCACCGCCAGGCCAGGCGUGGAACCCGACGCCCUCACCCUACAAUGACUCUGCAGAACAUCGUCCGCCGCCACCGGACAUGGCUCACCCUUCACCAUAUCCACCACCACCUCCUCCUCAAUCAUAUCCUCCGUCACUUCCGCCCCCAGGUCGCGAACCUCCAGGUUAUCCUCCGGAUCCAGGCUACGGACGUCCAGGAAGCGUGUCUGGCCCUACUAGGUCGCCGGCGGAAGUUCAACAACCUCCAUACCAUCCUGUGAGUACUAACCCCCACGAACCUUCGUACUAUCCCCCUGCGGACUACAGGCCGCGUCAUGAAUAUCCAGGCCCACCGCCCCAACCCAACGGUACUCAUCAUCAGCCCCCUCUGCAUGUCAUGACCGGCGGCCAUGAGAUGAUGCCCGGACAGCCCCCAGGACCGCCCAACUAUGGCCCUCCUUCGGCAGGGCCACCUCCAUCUGCUGGUGGCUACCCGUACGUGUAUUCUGCGCCAUACAACGACCAGCAGAGACGGAAAGCGGUGCGAGCUGCACAAGCAUGUGACUCGUGUCGACAACGCAAAGCGAAAUGUGAUGAGGGAAGACCCGAAUGUCAACAUUGCAAGGAUAACGGGCUGAAAUGCUCUUACCGAGAGAUUCCUCCGCAGAAAUCGGAGAAACAGGUCCUUCAGAUCACCACGCAGUUGGAUUCCCUGGCCGAGGACGUGAAGGUGUUGGCGCAAAAGUCGGAGGAACGGGAGGACAAGAUCGACCAGUUCUUAAUCCAGCAGAAUGACAAGAUGAACAUGUUGCUGGAGCAUUUCAUGCAGAGCCGGCAGACGCCUGCUGCCACCAUGGAUGUUGCCAUGACCGACCCACCAAGCCAUACCCCGAUGCGCAACCAGGAGCGACCAAGUCCCGCUCAGCCCCCACCGCCACCGUUUGGCUUCCGGCGACAGGAUAGUUCAGAGGUCAGAUUUGGCUCGCAGGCGCAAAAUCCUUCCGCCGCAUCCAUCCAGCACAUGCGGAACACUGAGACGGAGAGCCUCGAAGAUACGCCUAUGCCUGCAAAGCACACUACCGCCGCGCAGAAUCUUGUCUUGUGGCCGUCAAUCAAGGCCUUGAUUCCGAAGGGAAUCACUCCGUCCUACGUUAUGGACGAGGAAACCUCAAGAGGGCUCCUUCGAUUAUAUGGCUGUGGCGAGGGCGAAGACAAGGGUGACGGUCAUGAAGGCGCGCCCAGCCCUGCUCACAGCAGUUCUUCCGAAGGUCGACGGAUGGAGGAAGAAUCUGCAUCACCGCAUGGCGUUUGGGGCAGUGGACAACUGCACGUGCCGUUAUCCAAUCAAAACCAAACUGCGCGGGAGCAUCCUGGUGGCCUCAGUCCUGGCGGUGGACUAAUGUUGGAUUCGGAUGCAGUCGACAAAUAUUUCCGCAGCUUCAUGGACAACAUGCACAUCUUACACCCUUUCCUUGAGCCGAAAGUGUUGCGCGGCAUGGUCCAUGCAUUCAAAAAGAAGUACAGCUGGGACUACCGGGCGACCCAACAGGUUGCAGCCAUUGGCAACAAGCGCAAGCGAGAGACGACCGACUCGCCCAAGUCGAUAGAUGACUAUAAUCGUCAACCCACCAAAGUCUUUAACGCCAGUCAGGUCCCCUCAAUUGAACAUUCAAUCAAAAAUGCUAUUGUCUUGCUGGUCGUGGCGCUGGGCAAAGUCUGUGCUCACCGGGAACCCUUGCCUGGCCCAGCGUCGACAGCCGCCAUGCGCACUUCGACGCCACACAGUGCGCUGUACUCGGAUCUGCCCCUCCCAGCGUCCGCUCCCACGUCGCCAUACAACAACCAGGCCACCCUAAAUGGCACAGUGUCAAGCCCAGCGAAUCCGCAAGGCAAGAAUAUGGACAUAAUUCCGGGCCUUGCAUACUUCGCCAAGGCUGCCGACAUCUUGGGAGAACUGCCUGGUGGUGCCGAUGUGUCGCACAUUCAAGCUUAUCUGCUUGCGGGCCUGUAUAUGGGUCAGCUAGCACGCAUCAUUCCGAGCUAUUUCUACAUCAACAAAGCUUGCAUUGCAGCUCAGAUUCUGAUUGAGUCAACACCCUAUGUGACCAAUACCAUGAAGCCGGCCCGGCGGAAUCUGAUCAACUUCGCGUUCUGGUCGUGCUUGCAGCUGGAAAGUGAUAUUGCGGCCGAGCUGGAAUUGCCUCUUAGUGGAAUCGGUCGAUAUGAGAGUCCUCAGCACAAGGAGUUUCCGACCAAGAUCACCUUGGAUGCCAUACCCGAGUCUAGCGCCGACGAUGACAUCCUCAGAUUCUACUCGUACCAGAUCCAGCUCCGGACCACAAUGAACAGUGUACACGCCACACUCUACCGGGAAUCGAAGAACCUGCAGACGCGUCCGAGUGACAGCAUCAUGUCUGCGCUGGACGACAACUUGGAAAACUGGAGAAAGAUGCUGAAUGACUGGGACUGGGACGACAACGACCACGAACACCCAAACAUUAACGUGGCCCGGAUGCGAGGGAAAUACUACGGAGCCAAGUACAUCAUUUGGAGGCCGACUCUGCGCUUUGCUCUAUCACAAGCGACCCACGGCCCGAGACUGAAGCGGCCGUCGGAAUCGCCUGCGGGAUAUGGCCAGGGGUCCGAAGUCACAUCACCCUCGGUCUCGAAUCUCAACUCUUCUCAGCCAGGUGCAAAGGAUUACCCAUUCAUUCGCCCGGAGCUCCUCGAGGGCUCGAGAAAGUGCAUCGAAGCGGCAAUUCGCAGCACCACAUCCUUUGACAAAGUGCCCCGCCGUCUGGUCGUGACCAACAUCUUUGGCACGACACACGCGCAAUUCGGAAACAUGCUCGUCCUGUAUGCGACCUUUACCUCGCCUCAUCCGGGCCUCAGUUCCCUCGUGCAAGAGGACGUGCUGCGACGACUGCACGAUCGCACGGUCCGGAUCUUACGCGAGAGCGAAGCCAUUUCGCCGGUCCUGGCCAAGGAUCUCAAGAUCCUGGAGCAUGUGCGGAGGCAGGUGUUUCCCCCCUCGAACUACCCUCCGGGUAGCACUGCCUCGAGCUUCUCGAAUCGGUGA